AUGGAUCUUCCAGUUGUGUUUGAUUCAGACGAUGAUGAAAUGGUCUCCCACAAACUAGAGCAAAUGAGGAGUAUAUUGGAAGAGGCGAUUUUGGAAACGCGCAGCAUGACUCUCGAAAAUCGACCGCGACUUCCCCGUAUACCCCUAAGCAAGCGAAAUCGGGCUGUCGUGAGGGCUCUUAACCCAAUGCUGGUAACCUACUUGGAAGCCAUCCGGGACAUUUGCGAGACGGACUCAGUUCUUUUUGGCGCCGCAGUGGCAGCUUGCCGUAUAAUUGGCGCCAAACUUCCCAUGGCUGGACGCGCUACUAAACAAAGUAGCGAAAUCCCAGCCUGGAGAAAAAGAAUUGAGGACCGUAUCGCAAAGGAAAGGCACUUAUCGGCAGACUGA
Parnassius apollo (apollo) is the source of this 390-nucleotide messenger RNA. The record is from the annotation of a GenBank genome assembly. NCBI's taxonomy places the organism in Eukaryota, Metazoa, Arthropoda, Insecta, Lepidoptera, Papilionidae.